This is a messenger RNA of Cyclopterus lumpus (lumpfish), 2682 nucleotides long. Its product is annotated as retinoic acid receptor alpha-B-like. The transcript has 9 exons. The record is from RefSeq and is a predicted model, not a curated record. NCBI's taxonomy places the organism in Eukaryota, Metazoa, Chordata, Actinopteri, Perciformes, Cyclopteridae. Bases 1030 to 2520 code for a protein of 496 amino acids. Gene Ontology annotation, biological process: retinoic acid receptor signaling pathway; cellular response to corticotropin-releasing hormone stimulus; regulation of transcription by RNA polymerase II. Gene Ontology annotation, molecular function: nuclear glucocorticoid receptor binding; nuclear receptor activity; RNA polymerase II cis-regulatory region sequence-specific DNA binding. Gene Ontology annotation, cellular component: nucleus; transcription regulator complex.
AGAGAGGGAGAGAGAGAGGGAGGGAGGGAGGGAGAGAGAGAGAGAGAGAGACAGAGCGAGCGAGGGGCCGUCGGGUACAGACCAGAGGGUACCACAGGACACUGCUGCCGGACCUCACCAAAUAGCAACCGAGGCGCACGUUCCCAAACUGCCCUCCUCGACGGAUACUCCGCUCCUCGGACGUAAAUCGGCAAGUUCAGAAUCGGAACACGACAACUCGUAUUUCGCAUUAUUGCGUGUCAGAGGAGCUGCGUUUGUCUCUCGUGAACGCGUGGACCCUGUGAACCGGGAGCGAACGGAGCAGCGCGAGGAACCGUAAAAAAAAAAGAAGAACAAAAAAAAAAGGACGAACUGCGCUGGUUGUGACACGAAGGAGUAGUCUGUCCACUAAAUAAGACUGUUCGCCCGGCUGGCUACGAGGAUUAGCAAGCGACGUGACAAUUACAUAAUAUCGUUCUUGCUACGGAGAAGAAAAAAAACAACCAGGGAACAAACUGCUAGCGGCAGCGACGCAGGACCCGUGAACGACCGGAGCGACGCGGGGCUGUGGACAUCGAGGUCAUUGUAAACUCUUGACCGCAUAGUAGCCCGAUGUUGCAGUGUGUCGCUUCCUCUUUUUGAAAUAUUUGUCGCUACAAAGUAACGAUUGGCUGCAACGCACAACUGUUAAGUUCCGUGGCACUUGUAGCAUUUGAGCUACAAACAAAAAGAAGAUAAAGAAGACACAGCAGAACGUCGCCUAAACUUCCGGUCGUGCAAAAACGACACACCGGACGGUAAACGUUUGACAGUAAACCGCCUGUGCUCCUACCGAGGACUGAGAGGUCACCGGGACCGGUCAUCUCUUUUUCUCUCCUCCCCCUCCUCCCAUCAGUCCGUUAUGAAGAUGUGAACUCGUCCCUCCCUCCCCUUCCUCUCUUCGUCGUCCUGGAAGCUUUGAUCUUUUUUCUUCUUCUUUUUCACCCUCCCCCCAACCCCCGUUCCUAUUUGCUACAACGAGAUCAAAGGGCGACUCCCGCCUCUCGGGGGAUGUACGAAAGCGUGGAUGUUGUGGGUUUCAGCCCCAGCCCGAGCAGCCCCAAUCCCGGCUCGUUUCUGAGCAUGGACUACUACCACAGACCCCCGGGGCUCGGGCCGGAGAAGGGACUGCUGUCCGGGGUCGGAGGGCUCCAGCGUCCGUUCGGUGGGUCCCUGGUGACCGGCAGACACUGGAGCGGAUCCAGCCACUCCAUAGAGACUGAGAGCACGAGUUCGGGAGAGGACCUCCUCGUCCCCAGCCCCGCCUCGCCUCCGCCUCCACCCCGCAUCUACAAGCCCUGCUUUGUCUGUCAGGACAAAUCCUCCGGAUACCACUAUGGAGUCAGUGCCUGCGAGGGCUGCAAGGGUUUCUUUCGGAGGAGCAUCCAAAAGAACAUGGUGUACACGUGUCACCGAGACAAAGUGUGUGUCAUAAACAAGGUGACGAGGAACCGGUGUCAGUCGUGUCGGCUGCAGAAAUGCCUCGAAGUCGGCAUGUCCAAGGAGUUGGUGCGAAACGAUAGGAUGAAGAAGAAGAAGGAGGAGAAGAGGCAGGGCGAGACGGAGAUCUACGUCCUGUCGGCCGACACGGAGCAGAUGAUUGAGCGAGUCCGCCGAGCCCACCUGGGCACCUUCCCCUCCCUUGGUCAGCUGGGAAAAUACACCACGAGCAACAGCUCGGAGCACCGUGUCUCUCUGGACGUCAGUCUCUGGGACAAGUUCAGUGAGUUGUCCACCAAGUGCAUCAUCAAGACGGUGGAGUUCGCCAAGCAGCUCCCCGGUUUCACCACGUUAACCAUCGCCGACCAGAUCACCCUGCUCAAAUCCGCCUGCCUCGACAUACUGAUUCUAAGGAUCUGCACCCGCUACACCCCAGACAAGGACACCAUGACCUUCUCCGACGGUCUGACCCUGAACCGCACCCAGAUGCACAAUGCCGGGUUCGGGCCGCUCACGGACCUGGUGUUCUCCUUCGCCAACCAGCUGCUGCCGCUGGAGAUGGACGACGCGGAGACGGGACUGCUCAGCGCCAUCUGCCUGCUCUGUGGAGACCGUCAGGAUCUGGAGGAGUCGGACAAGGUGGAUGUUCUUCAGGAGCCGAUGCUUGAAGCCCUGAAGAUCUACGUGAGGAGGAGGAGGCCCGAGAAACCUUGCAUGUUCCCCAAGAUACUGAUGAAGAUAACUGACCUCAGGAGCAUCAGUGUGAAGGGAGCGGAACGAGUGAUCACGCUGAAGAUGGAAAUACCCGGCUCCAUGCCUCCUCUCAUCCAGGAAAUGCUGGAGAACUCUGAGGGACUGGAGGGGCAUGGGUCCGGGGGAGGGAAAGGAGGAGGAGGAGGAAAAGGAAAAGGUUGCAGGGGAGUUAGGGAAGAGGACAAAACAGAGGUCGGAAGCCGUCAUCAAAGUCCGUCGCCCGAAUCGGUUUCUUCCCCGCACCGGAGCCCUGUGCCCUGCUCCCCCUCUUCCCCUCCCCCUCCACCUGAAGCUCGACACUUACCUUAACGCGUGCUGGGAGGGAGACUAAACACCUCCUAAUGAGGUUGAAUGAAAGCUGUUCAACUUUGCUUUCAGACACCUUGGUUUUAUACGUUAAAUGCUGAAAACAGACAUUUCCUCAUGCUGAAAAGGUGUGAACCUAAACGAAGGAUUAAAGAGAGAAAUGUG